CAGUUUUCUUACUCCGGGUAUAUAUUUCAACCACAGCUAUAAGGAGCUUCUAAAUAGAAUUCAAAAGGGGUGAGACAGACUGUAAGAAGGCGGCUGCUACAUUUUUUGACAGUCAAUAGUUUUAAAACAGCUCUUAAUUCAUAUUAUUCAUCAUUAUUGAUGGCAGAAACAGUUUAGAUAAUCACUUGAGUUGAAAUAUUCAAAUGGUGACAAAGAUUUGUCUCUCAUCACAUGUGGCUAUGUGCUUGUUCUGAGGUACUGAAGGAGGGUGAGGAUAAGGACAUUUCAUGUGACCCAAGCUCAUCAGGACAGACUGUGUGGUGGUUUCGGCUGAAAAACAACUCAGUGUUAGAGUUCAUAGCAUCUUUUACCAGUUCUGGGGACAAAAAAGCUGGAGACAUGGACAGCAAGUUUGACCCUCAGAAGAUGAAAUCUUCAAAACGUUUAACGCUGAAAGGUUUCAAAAAGGAGACGGACAGUGGCUCCUACAGCUGUGCGUCUAUCAACAACAACAAGCUGAACUUUGGCUCUGUGACCAGCCUACAAGGAACACCAGACCCAAAGCCAGAAACCAAAGUGGUCGCAACAACCAGAGAGACACCUGAGCGCUUCACGACUAAACGCACAGUGCCAUGUGAACCUAAAAAUCAAGGGAGAAAGCCGGUCAGCGCGGUCACUCUGGGUUGUGAGCUUGUGAUUCUGAUUCCUUUGGCUGCAGGCAGUGGUCUUCUUCUCAUCCUACUGAUUAUCACCAUUCUGUACUGUAACCAUAUGAGAACAAGGCGAUGCCCGCAUCAUUACAAAAGACACCCCCGAAACAAACCAGCAGGCCACAGGCCUCUGCCUCACCAGUCCGAAUUCUAGUCUCCAUGUUGACAAACUAACUAAUGCCACCUUCUAUAGAGAGCAAUGCAGUAAACAUGGUUAACCUGUAUAUUUCAAGAAUACUCAUCACUUUCAAAACAAGCCUGUUGGCCCUCAAAUUGCCCAUCAAGCUUUCAGAAAUGUUCCUCUCAAACUGAAUUUCUGGUAUAAAUGAGCUUCAUUAUUCUACAGUUGUAUUCAUUCUUUUUCAGUAACUCUGACUAAUUUUACAUUUUAUCUUUUGAAACAAUUUAGACAUUAUAGCAAAUGCAGUAGUGUUCAUAGUUCAUAGUGAGCCUCUAUAAUGUGUUAAUAUUUCAAAUUAAAUUUACAGAACGUCGCAGCAUACAUAACUCGCACCGUACAAAAGCUUCAUUUUCUUAGUGAGUUCUUUGUCUCAGAUAUUAUAUUUUCCACCUGCUGGUAAAAUGUAUCACAGUCUCGACACAUAACAUGAAUAAGGGUCAAAAAGCAUGCAGUAGAUCAAGUUUCUAAUCAAUUAAGGAAUUAUGCUUGUAAUCUAUUUUGAUCUAUGAUCUAUAUAUGUGUAUUCUGCUUGUACAAUUGCUGUUUGCUAAAUAGAUGAACAAUGUGUGUCUAAAUUUAUGAAUUAAAAAACAUUUUCAAUGAUUCACAAA
Molecule: messenger RNA, 1502 nt
Organism: Pygocentrus nattereri (red-bellied piranha)
Lineage: Eukaryota; Metazoa; Chordata; Actinopteri; Characiformes; Serrasalmidae
Exons: 6
Coding region: 232-864 (210 amino acids)
Source: RefSeq, a predicted model, not a curated record